This is a messenger RNA of Amphibalanus amphitrite, 2502 nucleotides long. Its product is annotated as beta-1,3-galactosyltransferase 5-like. The record is from RefSeq and is a predicted model, not a curated record. Lineage: Eukaryota; Metazoa; Arthropoda; Thecostraca; Balanomorpha; Balanidae. Gene Ontology annotation, cellular component: membrane. The coding region runs from base 258 to 1544 and encodes 428 amino acids. Gene Ontology annotation, molecular function: hexosyltransferase activity. The transcript is spliced from 2 exons.
GUGGUCGGCGGGCUGACCAGCGCGGCGCGGCGGUCCGAGCGGCGACGGCGGCCGGCCGGGAGCCAGUCGGGUCCAGGCGUCGGGGCUGGACGCACUGACCGGCCGUGCCGAGUGACGCCCGUGACGCCCGUGACGCCGUGUGACGGCUGUUGGACCAGUGACGUUUCGCUCAGGGACCGGCUAGUCGUCUGGUCUGGCGUAGCUGCUGGUUGGGAAGGGCUCCCACUCGGACGGACAUGUAGCCUGCUCGUGAGCCGAUGAUCAACGUCAACGGUCAGCGGUUCUACGGCAACCGCUCCAGCCAGGUGUGUCGUUUGGUGUGUGACGGCCGGGAGCGCGGCCGGUACUCUGUCAGUGAGCCGGAGGCGACACCUCCCCCUCCACCGGUGGUACUCAUGACCUGGGGUCGACCCAGCGAGGAGCCGCGGCCCCGCCGGCUGCUACUGGCCGCUCACAGCUCGCCGCCAGCCUGCGAGCUCCGACCGCGCCGGCUCUCCUGCUGUCAAAUCGCUGCCGCCGUGACGGCUCUGCUCGUCUUUUAUGUAGUGCUUCUGUUGACCAUCCUGUACGCCACGGGUUCGAUGGACGCACUGGUAGCCUCCUCGAGUCGAUCCGGGCGGCGCGGCGCUGACGCACUGGAGAACACCGCCGAGGAGGCAGAUGUCGCGCCGUGGACCAGCGGUUCGGUGGACAUUGAGCGGUUGGAACUGAUGCACAGUCCGAGUGAAGCGUGCUCGGGUCGGCCGCCCUACCUGGCGGCGUUCGUCCACUCGGCACCGAGUCACGCGAGGCACCGAGCCGUGGUGCGCCGCACGUGGGGCGCCGUGCGCGACGUGGACGGCGCCGGCGUGCGUGUGGUGUUCGUGCUCGGACGGCCAUCAUCAGAUGACGACUCCGGCACCCAGUCACUCAUCGACGCCGAGGCGCGACAGUUUGGCGACAUCGUGCAGGCGGAUUUCGUCGACACGUAUCGCAACCUGACGAUCAAACAUCUUCUCGGUCAGCGCUGGAUGUUGAAGCACUGCGGUGCUGCCAACUUCUUCGUCAAGGCAGACGAUGAUGCGUUCGUGGACGUGUAUCAGCUAGUGCGUUUCAUGAAGCGCACGCACGGUUCCACGGCGCCAUCCACGCUGGUGUGUAACGUACUGCCGGCUGGCACACCGGUGCUGCGGCGCGGCAAGUGGGCUGUCUCGCGCUCAGAGCUGGCCGCCGACGAGUACCCGCGAUUCUGCGGCGGUAUUCUGUACCUGGCGGCUCCAGAAACGGCGAGAAGACUAUACUCGGCGGCACGUACCCACCCGCACCCUCUCUGGGUGGACGAUGCGUUCGUCACCGGUCUGGCGGCCGAGCGGGCGGGCGUGCGGCACUUCUUCAUGAACCUGCGGUACACAUACGAGCCAGACGAGCUACAUCAGUGGCUGGAGCCGGAGAGGGUCGGCCCGCUACCCUACAUGGUGGCCCACAUGGACACGGCGGCGCCCGGGUGGGCCGAGCUGGCACUCCGAGUGUGGCAGAAGACGCUGCGCACCAGUCAGAAGGCGUGAUGAAGUGACCGGAGGCGCCCGCUGCGUGCUGAAGGUCACUCGAGGUCAGUGGUGGGCGCCGAACAAUGCCAGUGGCCACUGCUGGGCCCGUGAAAACUCGAGGUGAUAGUGAUUGAUGCGCUGGGGAGUGACAGUGGUGCUAUUAAGGAAGAUAAUAGAGAGAAGAUAGCGCCAAUUAAUGCGCACUAAUAGUGCUAUGAUAAGGCACCAUGGAGCGAUGCUCAUAGGCCAUUAGAUCAGUGUAUGUUUUCGCAUUGUUCGGUGCAGUGACGACAGCAGAUGCGACGAGCGCAACAGAGAUCUCAUAGAAUGCGCUGCCCCGACAACUGCCCCGUUUACCACUUCAAAACUAUUCAACAGGUUUUAUGGCACCAAACGCAUACAAAUUUUCGCCCUUUGUCGAGCGUCUGAUGACUGAUCAAAAGCGCGUUAACUGUUUCACCAUGACGUGAGGGCCUGCACGAUGUAAAUUCACAGUAUCCUUUAGAUGACUGCCAACUCUGACCUGCACGAAUGAUUGCACGCAAUGUUCGCACAGUGAUUGGCGACCGGUACCGACCAUGAUGGGCCGAUAGUGGCCAUUGUGCGCGCGCGGGGCCGUCCCAGUACCACGGUCGCGCUCUGUCACCUAAUGACCGGCCACAAAGGCUCAGUGUUCGCGCUGUCCGGCGGCACCUGAUGAGUGAAUCAGGGCCUGUCGACCGUACGGCUUCACGGGUGCCGAGGGGCUGAAAUCGCAGAGGCGACCUUCACGAUAGCAUCGAUAGGAUGCUACAAUGUGAUCAGCAUUGAGUGUAAAACCAUUGCACCGAAAGGUGGGAAUUGUUUAUGUGGCAUUGGUAAUUGAUAAAGUGUAACGGGAAGGAGUGCAUGUUGUUUGGUUGUUAUUUACCAUUAACUGUUGAUUGACUAACAAAACAAGACACAUACAUGACGUAAAAUAUAUGUAAUCAACUAA